This is a messenger RNA of Lottia gigantea (owl limpet), 315 nucleotides long. RefSeq lists its product as hypothetical. Lineage: Eukaryota; Metazoa; Mollusca; Gastropoda; Lottiidae. The record is from RefSeq and is a predicted model, not a curated record. The transcript has 3 exons. The annotation marks the transcript as partial.
AUAUAUUUUCAGGUUCUAGUCUAUAUGUGUAUAGUAUGUUAUAUAUUUUCAGGUUCUAGGCUAUAUGUGUAUAGCUCUGGGCUAUAUGUGUAUAAUGUUAUAUAUUUUCAGGUUCUAGGCUAUAUGUGUAUAGUAUGUUAUAUAAUUUUAGGUUCUGGGCUAUAUGUGUAUAGUAUGUUAUAUAAUUUUAGGUUCUGGGCUAUAUGUUAUGUUAUAUAUUUUGAGGUUCUAGGCUAUAUGUGUAUAGUAUGUUAUAUAUUUUCAGGUUCUGGGCUAUAUGUGUAUGUUAUGUUAUGGGUUAACAGCUAUAUGUAG